AUGACGCCGAAUGAUACGGAGGGCUUGACCGCUAUGACGCAUCCUCCGGCCGUCGACCCCGUAUCCUUGGUGUAUACUUCCACCAUGAACUCUUCGACCUCAGCGCUCAACUUUCCAAAGGAUCCCGAAUCUUCCAUGCCGAGCAAUUCGGAAGAGAGCUCACAGGAAGGUUCACCUGCCCGUGUGGCAUUGAGGUGCUUUAAACCUCCCUUAGAUAACCAUACCAACACAGCAUCCUCAUCGCAGGUGGUGGAGUCCCCAGCGUGGAAAGGUUCGUUCGCCAUAUCAGAACAACAAUGGCAUCAGCUAGCUUCAGAGCAACAAUGGCAUCAUCUUGCUUCCACACUCAAUAUUGUUAGACCGGUCCAAAGUUUGAGUGAUCUUAAACUUCCGAGUCGCUUGACCUUGGAGAGAUUACUCAGAGCAUUCGCUGAGUGCUUUCUCAUUUACAUCCCAUGUAUUCAUAUGCCGACCUGGAAAGCAGAGCUGGCUCCUCCUUGCAUGAUCUUUGCGAUGGCAUCUAUUGGUGCCAGUUACUAUGACGACGAGGCAACUGCGACUUCACUUCAUUGCAUGGCCCAGAUGUGUAUAAAAAAUUAUACGAGCCGCUAUGGGUACUGCAGUGCCUGCUAUUGA
Molecule: messenger RNA, 636 nt
Organism: Aspergillus pseudonomiae
Lineage: Eukaryota; Fungi; Ascomycota; Eurotiomycetes; Eurotiales; Aspergillaceae
Exons: 3
Coding region: 1-636 (211 amino acids)
Source: RefSeq, a predicted model, not a curated record